AUGUCUUCUCCAUUCCCAAAAACUGCCGAUAAAUUAAAAGGUGUUCAAAUCUUAGGUGCUGUUCCAUCUGAAGCCAGACACAUUCUUAACCCAGAAGCUCUCGCUCUUGUUGCUACUUUACAUCGUUCGUUCGAAGCCACUAGACAAGAAUUGUUGGCUGCCAGAAAGAACCAACAAAGAUUAAGAGAUGAAGGUUACUUGCCAGACUUUUUACCAGAAACCGCCUACAUCAGAGACGACGCAACCUGGACUGGUCCUCCAUUAGCCCCAUGCUUGGAAGACAGACGUGUGGAAAUCACCGGUCCAACCGACCGUAAGAUGGUUAUCAAUGCUUUGAACUCGGGUGUUGCUACUUAUAUGGCUGAUUUUGAAGACUCGUUGGCUCCAACUUGGCACAAUUUGGUUGAUGGUCAAGUCAACCUUUACGAUGCUGUCCGUAGAAAUUUAACCGCUAACAUUAACGGAAAACCAUACGCUUUGAACUUGGACCCAGGAAGACGUAUUCCAACUUUGAUUGUCAGACCAAGAGGAUGGCACUUGACCGAAAAGCACGUUUUGGUUGAUGGUAAACCUGUUUCUGGUGGUAUUUUCGAUUUCGCCAUUUACUUUUACAAUAAUGCCAAGGAAAGUUUGAAUCAAGGCUUUGGUCCUUACUUUUACUUGCCAAAGAUGGAACACCACUUGGAAGCCAAGUUAUGGAAUGAUAUCUUCAACCAUGCCCAAAACUACGUUGGUAUUCCAAGAGGUACCAUUAGAGCUUCUGUUUUGAUUGAAACUUUACCUGCUGCUUUCCAAAUGGAUGAAAUCAUUUACCAAUUGAGAGACCACAUUGCUGGUUUGAACUGUGGUAGAUGGGAUUACAUCUUCUCCUACAUUAAAUCCUUGAGAAACCACCCAGAAUUUAUCUUGCCAGAUAGAUCUCAAGUCAACAUGGCCUCCCCAUUCAUGGCUUCCUACGUUAAGUUAUUAGUUCACACCACCCACAAAAGAAAGGUUCACGCUUUAGGUGGUAUGGCUGCUCAAAUUCCAAUCAAGGAAGACCCAGAAAGAAACAGAAUUGCUUUGGAAAAUGUCGCCAAGGACAAGUUGAGAGAAGUUCAACGUGGGUGUGAUUCCUGUUGGGUUGCCCAUCCAGCUUUGGUUCCUGUUGUUUUGAAGGUUUUCAACGAACACAUGAAGGGUCCAAACCAAAUUGACUUGCCACCAAGAGAACCAUACAAGAAGAUUACCCAACGUGACUUAUUGAGUCCAUUUGUCAAGGAUGCCAAGAUUACCGAACAAGGUAUCAGAACCAACAUUGUCAUUGGUAUUCUCUACAUUGAAGCUUGGUUAAGACACGUUGGUUGUGUUCCUAUAAAUUUCUUGAUGGAAGACGCCGCCACUGCUGAAGUUUCCCGUUCGCAAAUUUACCAAUGGGUCACUCACGGUGCCAAGACUGACGCUGGUAAGACCGUUACCAAGCAAUAUGUCAAGCAAUUGUUGGAAGAAGAAUACGCCAAGUUGGUUAAGAAUGCUAGACCAGGAAACAAGCUUAAGAGAGCUUAUGAAUACUUUGCUCCUGAAGCUCUUGCUGAAAGAUAUUCUGAUUUCCUCACCACAUUGAUUUAUGAUGAAGUUACUACUAUCGGUAGAUCUGUUCCUGCUGAAAGAUUGUAA
Messenger RNA from Spathaspora passalidarum NRRL Y-27907, 1656 nucleotides. RefSeq names its product malate synthase (gene MLS1). The transcript has a single exon. Lineage: Eukaryota; Fungi; Ascomycota; Pichiomycetes; Serinales; Debaryomycetaceae. Gene Ontology annotation, cellular component: peroxisomal matrix; cytoplasm. The record is from RefSeq and is a predicted model, not a curated record. Gene Ontology annotation, biological process: glyoxylate cycle. Gene Ontology annotation, molecular function: malate synthase activity. The coding region runs from base 1 to 1656 and encodes 551 amino acids.